AUGGACGAUGACUUCGGUUUUGAUUCGGCCGAUGAGGCCGACCUACUCGCAGCUGUUGAUGGCGUCAAUCCUGCCGCGAAGCGAAGGAAUGAGGACCCGAGCGGCCAGCAAGAGCCCACAUCGAAACGUCAAAGGGCGUCUGACAAUACCAAUGUGGCAGAGCGAGUCUUGAAUGAGCGAUUUGGACUGAAAAGCUUUCGGCUGGAACAGAAAGCAGCCAUCAACCGACUUCUCGAUGGCGACAGCGCCGUUGUCGUCUUCCCCACAGGUGGAGGUAAGAGCUUGUGCUACCAGGUUCCCGCGGUCGCUAUCAAGGAACUUGAUCGAGAGACAGGUGCCCGUAGCCCCGAGGACGGUGGGGUUUCCGUCGUCAUCUCGCCCCUCAUCGCCUUGAUGAAGGACCAGGUCGAUGCUCUACGCCGGCGGGGAGUUGCCGCUGCAGUUCUCGAUUCGACGCAGAGUCGAGAAGAGUUUGUCGAUAUCCACAGCAAGCUUGCAAACGGCAAGCUGGAUCUUCUCUACUGUGCACCCGAGCGGCUUAACAAUGAGGGCUUCCUUGCAUCCCUGCAAUCCAUCCGGGGCGGCAUCCGCUUAUUGGCCAUUGACGAGGCGCAUUGCAUUUCAGAGUGGGGUCAUUCGUUUCGCCCAGACUACCUCAAGAUCGCCCGGUUCGCAAAAGAAGCCAACGUCGAGAGGGUCGUAUGCCUCACAGCAACCGCCACCGCCACCGUCGCUCAAGACAUCCGAGCAACAUUCAACGUUCCUCCCGAAGGCCUCUUUGUCACCAGCAUGUACCGUCCAAACCUCCGGCUUAUGGUUGAGGCUAUAAGUCCUGAUGAUAAUCAAGUCGAAAUUUGCUCUGGCUUCUUACAGGGGCAUCCUGGACCUGCCAUCAUAUACGUCACGACCCAUGCUGCUGCUGAGAAACUUGCUGGCGACCUGGUAAAGAAGAAGUUCAACGCACGACCUUAUCACGCAGGGCUUGACAAGGACAUCCGGUCUGAUAUCCAAGACAAAUUCCUGCGGAGCGACAAUAUGAUUAUUGUGGGCACAAUUGCCUUCGGCAUGGGCAUCGACAAGGAAAACGUGCGAACCAUCAUUCACUUCGAUCUACCCAGUAGUAUCGAGGCUUACAGCCAGCAAAUCGGAAGGGCCGGGCGUGACGGCAAGCCAAGCACAUGUUUGCUCUACCUUUCAAACAAGGACUUCUUUCUCAGGAACAUCAUGAUUCAUGGAGAGAGACCUUCAAGACUCGCUUUGCGGGCGCUCUUUGACGAGAUUUGUAGCGCUGACAACUGUGAGAUGAGGCCCGGAGAUACCUUCUCUGUGGCUUUAACCUCCCAGUCAAAACGUGUGGAUGUCAGAGAAACUCAACUGUCCAUCAUCUAUGCCUAUCUCGAGCUGAAGUUUGGUCUCCUCCGAUCUAGUACCCCGCAGUACUCCGAGUACAAGUACCAAGUGCUGCAAGGCCAGGCAUUAGCUGCUGAUUCAUCACCAGCAGCUAAGUACAUCCAGAGGCAAUCCAAGAAAGCCCAGCUUUGGACUUAUAUAGAUGUCGACGUUCCCCCGGGUAGUGGUGGCGUAGAUCGGGCUGACAUUACUCGAAAGCUGGACUCGUGGGCCGAGUCCGGCAUCAUCAAGCUCGACAAGAAGGGUGUCCAGAAAGUGUUCCGCAUUACCAAGGCUUUUCCCAAAAGCCGGGAGGAAACGGACAGAAUCAUCGACAACAUUGAUACAGAGAUCGUAAAGAAGGAGAAGCAGGACUUGCAGCGAGUGCAGGAUCUUGUUGACCUCCUAACGGGUACCAAGUGUCUCACUCGAAGCCUUGCGGCCUACUUCGCUGACACCACCCACGCAUCGGCCAAGGAGUGUGGUCACUGCACUUGGUGCGAGACUCACAAGCAGGUCAGACUGCCAAACUUCGUACCUCAGCAGCUGGACGAGAAGUUGAUGAAGGGGAUCCUCACUAUCUGCAAAACAGCGUGCGCAAGAGAGGCGGGGAAAGCAGACGAUCUGGCUGCAACCGCCGCGAAGGCCAAGUCGCCAGACAAGGCCAGGACUGCAACCGCGCAGGCAAGACAGGCUCUUGCCAACAGCACGGCGAAGGAGGAUGCCCGUUUCAUGGCAUGUGUGGCCUUCGGCAUCAAAACACCUCGUAUCGGUAGCAUGGGUCUUCACAACACUAAGGCUGCGUUUGAGACGAUGAGCAAUUGCAACUUUGUUGAGCUUGUGGACGCAUUUGAAGAGAUGAUGAAAUAG
Messenger RNA from Colletotrichum higginsianum IMI 349063, 2259 nucleotides. Its product is annotated as RecQ family ATP-dependent DNA helicase. The transcript has 9 exons. Gene Ontology annotation, cellular component: nucleus; chromosome; cytoplasm. Lineage: Eukaryota; Fungi; Ascomycota; Sordariomycetes; Glomerellales; Glomerellaceae. The record is from RefSeq and is a predicted model, not a curated record. The coding region runs from base 1 to 2259 and encodes 752 amino acids. Gene Ontology annotation, biological process: double-strand break repair via homologous recombination. Gene Ontology annotation, molecular function: 3'-5' DNA helicase activity; four-way junction helicase activity; ATP binding.